AUGGCCGCCUCCUCAUCCUCGAUCCUCCUGCUCCUGGCCGCCACCUUCACAGCCAGCGCUAGCGCGGCGACCUUCACCAUCAAGAACAACUGCGGGUUCACGCUGAACCCGGGCGGGACGUGGACCAUCAACGUCCCCGCCGGCACCAGCUCCGGCCGCGUGUGGGGCCGCACGGGCUGCUCCUUCAACGGCAACAGCGGGAGCUGCCAGACGGGCGACUGCGGCGGCGCGCUCGCCUGCACCUUGUCUGGGAAGCCUCCCAUGACGCUGGCCGAGUUCACGAUUAGUGGCAGCCAGGACUUCUAUGACAUCUCGGUCAUCGACGGCUUCAACAUCAGCAUGGCCUUCUCCUACAGCACCGACGUGGGGCUGGUGUGCAAGGACUCGAGCUGCCCCGACGCGUACCACCAGCCUAACGACAUGAAGACCCAUGUGUGUGGUGGUAACAGCAACUACCAGGUCACCUUCUGCCCGUGA
Messenger RNA from Miscanthus lutarioriparius, 477 nucleotides. Lineage: Eukaryota; Viridiplantae; Streptophyta; Magnoliopsida; Poales; Poaceae. The record is from the annotation of a GenBank genome assembly.